This is a messenger RNA of Peniophora sp. CBMAI 1063, 834 nucleotides long. The record is from the annotation of a GenBank genome assembly. Lineage: Eukaryota; Fungi; Basidiomycota; Agaricomycetes; Russulales; Peniophoraceae.
AUGCACGACUCUGUCCUCCUCAAUGUCGAGCGCAACCAGAACUGCUACGGCCCGGGCGACCGCGUCUUUGUCACCGCCACAAUCCGUUCCGAGGCGCUACACACCGUCAUCCUCCGUGAAUUCGAGUUCACGCUCAAGGAGACGACGGUCUCCAACGUCGGCGUACAGGGCGGGCACCACAAGAAGGGACAGCCCCAAGUGAAGAUCAACAUCAUUGGCGAGCAGAAGAUCCCCGUCAAUGCAACGCUGUACGGCGGCAUGCACCAUCGAACGGAGCUCUCUGUGCCUAUUCCCGACUCGCACACAACUACGACGCUCAACUCGGCGAAGCAUGUCGAUGUCACGGUUGUGUCUCAAAAAGCCAUAUGGCGUGUCGGAUUUGCUCCUAGCCUCAGCGGAAUCCAGACAAAACCCGAGCAACCCACAUUUUCGCCCAGCCGCGGCGAUGGCUCUGCGUCCAGUAAUGGACAGAGUGGGACUGACGAGUUCGGCUCUAACACGAGCCCGCGACUCCGCGUUCCCGCCACUGCCCCUGCUCGCGGCUUUGGGGCUUCAGACCUUAGGCAGCGUGAUAGCGAGUUCAGCGCGCAAUCACACUCUGUUAUCCUGGCGGGUAGAAAUGGCCGUGCGUUCUCUAUUGCCAAUGCUAUGGAUGGGGAGAUUCCUGAGGAAGAAGAGGAUCGUCAGCUUCAGAUCUCGCCGCCGAGAGGUCCGAAUUGGCUUAGUCCGGAGGAUGGGAAAACGAACUUCUACGGACGCGCGAAGGCGAAGGUCGAUCGGGUUCAGUGCAGCAUUCACAAACCAGAUACUGCCGAUAGCGCGAAGUCGAAAUAA